ACGAAUAGAGGCCUUCGCUUGUUGCUCCGGCAGUCCGACAACGAGCCACCAGCAUCAACAUGCCGCUUAGUGGGACGGUGAAAUAUCCGCUGCAUGACCGAAUAACAGAGAUGCAGCGUAAAAUUCAACUGUUGGAGGGCGACAGAACUGCUUACUAUGAGAGCUCUCAGUCAACCAUGGAGAGGAACAGAGAGUCCAUCCACCAGCUGAGACAGGACAACCAGCUGCUGUACACGAAACUGGCACAGGCAAAUGCUGGUGAUGAAAAUGUGAUCAAAGUGGCUUUUCAGAACAGAGGCUUGGAGAAGGAGAUCUUCCGCAACAAGUCAGGGAAGGCAGCUCUUACAACACUAGACCGCAGUGUGCUGUCCAAGAUGAAACGUCUCAAUGCCCUAAAACACACCACUCAGACCAAGCAGCGCCGCCUCGAAGAGUUGAAUACAGAAUACCAAAGGAUGAAACCAGAAGACAGCAGUGGAGCACAGCUUGCUGAUGCUCAAAGUCGGAAGAAAGUUGAAGAUUCCAUGAACCUGCGGUCACUGAAGAAUAGCCUGGAGAAGACCCAGUUUAAGUUCAAGGAGGCGGAGAGCAUCAUGGCUAGCUAUAAAAAAGUCAAAAGUCACCUGCAGGAUGAGGCCCUCACUUUCCAGGGCCAGCUGGACAGUCUAGAAGCAGAAAUCCUGAAGCACAGGGAGGAACUCAACAACAUGCAGUCCAUGAACACUGAUGCUCAGCUCUCUAAAGAAGCUGCUAAGAUGGAGUUACAACAGCAGGAGGAAUCGCUCCACAAAGAGCGCAAGGAGAGAGAACGUAUUAUAGCCAGCUACAGGAAAAAGGCUGAGGAGCACAAGGCCCAAGCUGAAAAAUUGGAUAGAAGGGCUCAGAGAGCAACUAUACAGCCGGAUGAGCUGAGCAGUGAGGCCCAGCGCAGCAGCCCCAGGAUGCCAGGUGAGGAGGAGAAAGUCCUCUCCACUUUUGAGGAGGCCUUUAGACGCAUUAAGGAGGCCACAGGAGUCACAGAUAUCCAGGAGAUAGUGGAGCGCUUUAUCUCACAGAAGGAGACUCACCAACGCCUGGAGAAGCUGAAGGAAGAUAAUGAGAAAGUGCUGCAGCAGCUGCAGGAGCAGAAGGAGCUCCUAAACCAACAGUUUCAGGAUAUGAAAUAUUCUGGAGAGGCUAAACUCUCCAGUGACCAACAGAUGCUGGAGGAGUGCGAGCAGCAGCUGCAGGCUCAGCAGCGUAGGUGUGAUGCCUGUGAAGAGCGCCUGGAUUGGCUUGUGAAAACCCUCAGUACUGUCAGAGCUGGGGUGGAGCACCUUGCUGACAAACUUCAACAAAUCACUCUGACUGAGGACGCCGUGGCUGAGGUGUCUCCUGACUCAGAUGAGUUUGUGGUGGAGCUGAUGACUCAGUGUGAGCUGAAGCUGCAGUUACUGCAGGAGGAGCUUCAGGGGAAGGAUCAGGCUGCUAGCAUGAAGGAGAUAGAGGAAGAGGAGUUCUACAUCAGGAUUGCAGGAAAACUGCCAGCUUAUAACACCCGUGUCAAGCUGCCUGAAGACCAAAGUCUGGACCUCUUUGAGGAUGAGGAUGAGAGUGAAGAGGAUGAAUCCGAAGUCAUCUCACAGGAAGCGCUAAAGCGCCAGUCCCAGCUUAUCAUUGACUCCAACUCCAAGAAGAAGCCCUGGAAGAAGAAGAAGGGCAAGUUCUGAUCCAACACCACAGCCUCAAGACCCAAGAUAAAAAGAGAUGUUUUUUUAACCAAAAAAAGAAAUUUGGGGAGGGAAAAUAAUUUACUUUCAGAUUUUCAGUUUGCUAUUUUUGCCUUUGAAAGUGUAAUAGGAGUUGAAUAAAAGUGAAUUAAUGGGUCACAGAAAAUAUGUUUUAGACGUGAUGAAAGAUUAGAACAAUCAGAAGAUUUAUGAAUAGAUGUGCCUUUAAAACUGGUUUCUUGUUGUAUGAGGUUCUUUUUGUUUUGUUUUGACAACAGUCAUGUCCUCUGUCUGGUGUCAUUGUUGCACCAACACUCACUGCUCCAACUUUUUGUUACAACUCAGAAUUUCUGCUUCUCUGAAAAAAAGAAUAAAAACAUUUAAAAUACAA
Messenger RNA from Labrus bergylta (ballan wrasse), 2100 nucleotides. RefSeq names its product outer dynein arm docking complex subunit 3 (gene odad3). The record is from RefSeq and is a predicted model, not a curated record. NCBI's taxonomy places the organism in Eukaryota, Metazoa, Chordata, Actinopteri, Labriformes, Labridae. Gene Ontology annotation, biological process: outer dynein arm assembly; cilium movement. Gene Ontology annotation, cellular component: cilium; ciliary tip; ciliary rootlet.